Mesorhabditis spiculigera is the source of this 972-nucleotide messenger RNA. The record is from the annotation of a GenBank genome assembly. Lineage: Eukaryota; Metazoa; Nematoda; Chromadorea; Rhabditida; Rhabditidae.
AUGAAGGCUGCGAAUCUGGAUGCCGUCUUCGAUUUCCUCUUUACUGGCGAGGACCCGCAGCAAGUGGAGAAUGAGGGCGGCCAGCAGCGACCUCCCCAUUUUCUGAUAGCUGGAAAGGCGCGUGUCUACCUGUACCGGCCGAACUCUAACAACCCCCAAGGCUACGACAAGGAAGAAUACUUUGGGAAAUAUCGAAUUCCGGGCCCAUCUGUGCUCUCCGUUGAACUGACCGCAUCGGCGGAAGAGGCGUCCCACGACAGAUUCCAAGCGCCGAAAAAGCCGGUCAUCCGCAUCUUGGACGCUUCUAUCCUGGUCGGUGACUAUAUCGGCGCACUCCCCUACGAGAAGCGCCUCGAGUGCAUCAAGAAGUUUUGCAAGGCGGCCGCUUUGGUCUCCGGUUCAGUCAGUGUUCAAACGCCAAAACAACAGCAGAAUUUCAAUAAGAACCGCUUAUUUGUCAAACUGGAGCCGAUUGUGUUUCACCCGAUGGAGUUGGUUGUCGCCGAAUGUUUCAAGCUCAGCGAGAUUCCACUGCAUCGCCCGGUCCUGACAAAACACCAGAACGAACCCGUGGCUUUCAUUCGCGAAGGUCAAAACGCUUUCCGCGUCAGCGGCUUGCAUGUGCUGAAAUAUUUGAAUGACCAAUGGAGCGUUUUCUGGAGCAACACGGCCAAGCAGUGCUACGCGUAUUCAGUAGUAAAGCAACCUGGUGGUGGCCACAAGGCGGCAUCGGUGUUCCCCGACAAAUACGCCGAGAACCAAGUGACGACCAACUUCUACGACACAGCUUUCACCAAGAAUCGCCCUCACAUGCACCAGUUCUGGAGUUGGCAGAAUAGCCGAGGCAGUUCGGUAUCGGCGUACGGCGUGAAAAGCAUCAUGAAGAACGACUCGCAUCAGGAUGGCCCUACCCUCAAGUCGGUUGCGGCCACGAUUCAACCAUUCACCGCGCCGAGGCCCGUCAAAAGUCCU